Messenger RNA from Rhinocladiella mackenziei CBS 650.93, 2382 nucleotides. RefSeq lists its product as uncharacterized. Lineage: Eukaryota; Fungi; Ascomycota; Eurotiomycetes; Chaetothyriales; Herpotrichiellaceae. Gene Ontology annotation, cellular component: anaphase-promoting complex; nuclear periphery. The coding region runs from base 1 to 2382 and encodes 793 amino acids. The record is from RefSeq and is a predicted model, not a curated record. The transcript has 2 exons. Gene Ontology annotation, biological process: positive regulation of mitotic metaphase/anaphase transition; protein K11-linked ubiquitination; anaphase-promoting complex-dependent catabolic process. Gene Ontology annotation, molecular function: protein binding.
AUGGACCUGAUUGCAACAGUCUCGGAAAAAGACACCGUUGACUUGUGGAGGUUAAAUGGACAACGAGUUUUAGGAGCAAGUUUUGUGCGAGAGAACACGGACAUGGAAGGUGCUCAGAUGGGUGGCGGAUUUGUCAAGGCAUUGGCAUGGAGGAGGGAUGGUCAAAUUCUUGCCGUCGCGUGUGCAGACGGGACAGUUUCUCUGAUCAACACUUUCACAGGCAAGACUGCGCAUCGCUUAUCUACGCAUCUACCAGCCUCUGCGAGUGCGAGUGCGGGUUCGAGUUUUGCUUCGUCGCAGUCGCGUUCACCAAUGCGAAGCUCUAAAAGGCCAAAAUGGGCGGCUCAGUCAUCUUCUCUUCAAGCUCCACCUUCAACCGUCUCGACGAUAUCAUGGACAACGCACUUCGCGUUCCCGGCCGCCUCGGCGAUUCGCUCACGUCUCGAUGCCCCAGAUUCAAAGAUCUCACUCGACCAUAUUCUUGGGCUCAGAGCCGACGUGGACAAGCUCCUUCAACUCAAAGUCGAUCUUCCGCGCGAGCUCACCGGGAUCGAUGUCGAAAUCUCAUUGCCGAGAUUGGCGACUCUGCCCCCCCGUGGGGUGGGGGUUGAUGAUGACGUUUUUAGUUCGAGGGGUAGCGUUGAUGCCGUGUUUCAUGGUGCCGGGUCGACGGGGUCCGCUGGAGGCCCGGGUGCAGGAGGCGUGGAUGCUCUCUUGGUAGGGCUGCAGAGUGAUGGUGACGACGAUGUAGGUGGAUGUGGGGUGCACUUGAGGAUUUUUGAUUCUUUUGAAAUCGGGGCCGUGGACUUGAGUGGGUGUUUGCCUCCUGGGUUCCAAAGUGUCAGGGUGCUGAGGAUAGAAAGCCAUCCUUUGCUCUCGACGGUAUUUCUGAUCGUCGAGCAAUCGCGGCAAGACCAGGGCGGGUCUUCUUCACAACAUCUUCUCAGCUUGGAUCUGAGUUUCAUCCCUCAGACGAGCCGAAACUUGCCUCUUGGUGCGCGAAAGGCUACUCAGCUGGGCAAUCUUAUACGGUAUAUCUCGCAGGUGCAGACACAGUUGGCGUCCGAAGUCAAAGCCGCCUUCGAUCUGCCCGCCAAGUUCCUCCGCAAUAUCAACGAGUCCCUCGCUGAAGAGGACGAAAAUGCAGAUUUUGUCUACGCGGCCCACCACCUCGCUGUCACGGGCGACUGCGACCCCAGGCUUAAGGAGUGGUUGGUUGACGAGGUUGGGGAGCGAGGACUCAAGAGAUGGGAGAAAACCGUGGGAGACUGUCUGGAUGUGGUUCGCAGAAUGACGGGUGAAUGUCUCCUUCCCGCGCUGGAGAGGUGUCUGGUUGUUUUGUCUCGACUCGGUGGACUCGCCAGAUUCGGGGUGACAAGUUCAAGAUUGGGACUGGAUGAAAAACGUGUCAGUGGAGUCAGGGAGACGGUCGACGCGUUGGGAAUUCUGGGGGAGGAUUUACUCAUCGAUGUUGGCGUCGAGAUCAAGGAGUUCACCGCAUUUAUCAAGUGGUUGAAGUGGGAGUGCGAAGUCGAGGCCCUUGAGGAAGGAAGUGAGAAAGCAGAGGAGCUGAGGGAGUCAUGGACGGGAGAAGGGGAGUUGAGGACGGUGCUCGACUAUGUGGGUGGUGCAAUGAAGGAGACUCGACUGAAAAGAUAUAUUGGAGAUGGAUCAGCUACGGGCCCCGAUAAAGAUGCCGACGUGGGAUUCUACGCCGACUUCACGACACGACGAGCCAAUGGAAAUAAAGACAAAAGAAUGCCGACUUUGGGUGAAUUGGUCGAGAGAAUGCAGAAGCAAUGUGACGCCGUCUUUGCACAAAUCGCGGAGAACUUCAGAAAGAGUAUCCUCGCCACAUAUGUGUCGCAGUUGCCAGGGAGCGGUGGAGGGAAUCUGGAUGUUCGAAUUAUUCCCGAUGAGAACGAUGUCAAUCUGUACCGUCUCUUUACUCUGUCAAAGGAUCAACGAGAAAAAGGCGCUCUUCGACAGGCAUGGGUCACGUUACGGCAGGAUGGUGGAAAGAGCCUCAAGUUUACGACGAGUGGGAGUAUCACACCAAAGAUUGAUGACGUGGAAGAGAUCCUGGAUGCCAAGUUUGUCGACGACACGGUGUUUCUCCUUCUCGCUGCCACGACGAAAGCUGAUGUGAGGAUAUACUCGUACAUCGUAACAACGGAGAUCGAAGAUCAGGUUUGGGAUCUUCGGCAUAUCUUCGAGGAAGGGAGGAUGGACGCCGGAAUGAAGCCAGCCAGGCUGGAUGUAAACGGACGGGUUGGAAGGAGAGUGGUCACUGUGGUUGAUGACGCUGGCAUGGGGUAUGUUGUGCUGGAUUUGGAUGCUGAUGUGGAUGUCGAUGGUGGGGACGAAGUUAUGACUGGUUAA